GGCAAUUUUGACAGGAAGUCUUUUUUUACCGGUGAAGGGAUAAAUUUUAUACAUCCGGUAGCGUCUGGUAAAGAAUAAACGGAAACAUGGCAUUAAGAUUAGCUCCGAAUUUGCUUCGUUCAUUGAGAUUUACUGGUGCGAGAGCCAUGUCUCAAGUUGGAGGUUUCGGUGAAGGAGCAGGAAAGGGUGGUGGCACUGGAGGUUCUAUCAGAGAGGCAGGUGGAAGUUUCGGUAAAAUGGAGGCUGCUCACGAAGAGGAAUAUUUCAGAAGAUUGAAUGCUAGAAAUAUGGAGGAAUUAAAAAGACAACAUGAUGAAGAAAUGGAAGCUCAUAUUAAGGAUAAUAUUGAACAUUUAGAGCAAAAUCUUAAAGCUGCACAAGAUGCUAUUGCUAGACAAAAGAAGAGGUUGGAAAAUCUUAAAAAGGACGACAGUUCCGACUCGGACUGAUUUUCCUAAACUUGACAUUUUGUCCAUGUGUAUGAGGUGAUGAUAUUUGUGUUUAAAUCAACUGUAAAAAAUCUCUUUUUCUAUCUUUAAAAUAUUAGAUGUUAAGGUAAUAAUUGGCAUGUAAAAAAGCCAACUGCUUUUUUUAAGGGUGUAUACAGUUGAAAUCUAUCAACACUAGAUUAAGAAAUUUAGUGCUUUUGUCUAAAAAUGUUGUUAACCGUUUGUAAGAUAAUGAAUAAAGUGCUAUUUUAUGUUGCUGUAUUUUGUGAAAUAGAAAUGCAGAAAAAAUGAA
Ruditapes philippinarum (Manila clam) is the source of this 741-nucleotide messenger RNA. RefSeq names its product ATPase inhibitor mai-2, mitochondrial-like. Gene Ontology annotation, cellular component: mitochondrion. The record is from RefSeq and is a predicted model, not a curated record. The coding region runs from base 87 to 449 and encodes 120 amino acids. Gene Ontology annotation, biological process: negative regulation of ATP-dependent activity. The transcript is spliced from 5 exons. NCBI's taxonomy places the organism in Eukaryota, Metazoa, Mollusca, Bivalvia, Venerida, Veneridae. Gene Ontology annotation, molecular function: ATPase inhibitor activity.